Yamadazyma tenuis ATCC 10573 is the source of this 2242-nucleotide messenger RNA. The record is from RefSeq and is a predicted model, not a curated record. NCBI's taxonomy places the organism in Eukaryota, Fungi, Ascomycota, Pichiomycetes, Serinales, Debaryomycetaceae.
UUAGAUAAAUCCAUAGAUUCAUACUUGAAAUAAUUAACUAUCAAGAUGGCCGGUGUAUCAGUUAGAGACGUUCCAGCUCAAGACUUCAUCAACGCUUAUGCUCAAUUCUUGCAACGUCAAGGUAAGUUGGAAGUUCCAGGUUACGUUGACAUUGUCAAGACUUCUGCCGGUAACGAAUUACCACCACAACAAUCUGAAACUUGGUUCUACCAAAGAGCUGCUUCUGUUGCCAGACACAUCUACUUGAGAAAGCAAGUCGGUGUCGGUAAGUUGAACAAAUUAUACGGUGGUGCUAUCAACAGAGGUUUCAGACCACACAAGCACGCUGAUGCUUCUGGUUCUGUCAACAGAAGAGUUUUGCAAGCUUUGGAAAAGAUUGGUGUUGUUGAAAUCUCUCCAAAGGGUGGUAGAAAGAUCUCUGACGAUGGUCAAAGAGAUUUGGACCGUAUUGCUGCUCAAACCUUAGAAGAUGACGAAUAAAUUAUUAAAUGUUAUUCCUAAUUACUCAAAAAUAUUUUUAAAGACAUAAUAAGAAAAGCAUUGUAAAUUAUAAUGUUAAAUAUGUAUAGUCAAGCAAAUACAUAAUUUUACAGUACUGGAAAUUGGUUGUUUAAAUUAUCUCUAUUCAAAAUAGUUGAACAAUUUUAUCACAAAUCUCUUUACCUUGUCUCAUCACCAUAAACUUAUCAACAUUGUUAUCUAGACCAAUCCAGCUUAAAGGAAUUUGAUCAGGUAACUCUUCAAUCCACUUUUGGUAAACUUGUACGGAGAUUCCGUCUGGUUUGGGCAAUUUAGUAUUGGUGUCAUUGAAAAGAACAUUAAAAUCGAUUCCAAAAGAUGAAAUACUAAAUAAGUAUUCAGCUAAAUUGGUGAAAUAUUCCAAAUCUCCUUCGUUAUCAACCUUUCCACCGUAAAUGAUCUUACCGAUUAUAAAGCUUAUCCUUUCAAACGAUACCAGCUCUAAUGAUAUAUUUUGUACACCAUUUUUCAUCUCUGGUUCAAGGAUCUUGUCAAUUGACUUCAUACCAGCACUGAAAUCAGAGUCAUUGACAUCGUACUUCUGAGCAAAGGACACUGGAACGUAGCUCAUUCGAGUAAGCACAAGCGAAUGAUACCAAGCCAACAAGAAAUAGAUGUAUCUAUAUUCUGGUGGCUUUUGUUCAAGGGCACUUGCACUAUAAGCAUUAAAAGUCUCGAUCAUGGCACGUUUCAAUCCUGGUUGACUUUCAAACACAAUCACUUGACUGUUGUUAAUUAAGGUCACUGGAAUCCUAGAAUCCAAGUUACAAGUUAAGAAAAGCCUGAACUCUUCAUGGAAACCACUUGUUUCUUGCAAAAGCGUCUCCAAGCUGUUGAGCCAUUCAGGAGACAUUUGAAUAUUCUGAACUAAUAGCCAUCCUCCUCUCAUAGAUACAUUUUGGAUCUCUUUCUUAGCAGACGCGAUACCUUCUUUAGAGCCCAAGGAUAUGAUAUCGAGCUUCUUGUUCAUACUAGCUGCUAGUUGUUCCACUUUGAAUGUGGCGUCAUAACCUUCUGCUGAGCUUAGAAGUAAGGGAUCGUGGACUACUUCGAUAAAGUAUUCAAGGCCAUAUUUGGAGCUGUUUGGACCUAUGCCGGAAAACAAAAAGGUGCUUAUUUGUUCUAGUGAAGUAAUAAAGUUAGAUGGUGAGGCCUCGAAGUUGUUUGCAGCCAAAACCACAUGCCUCAACAACUUGAUUACUUCGUUCUCUGAGUUAUCCUCCAAAAUCACCGAUAUUUCAUUCUUAUCUGACUCUAUCAAGAGCGUCCUGAAGAGUUCUUCCACAUCAAGGUUUUUUCUGGAACUAGCAAACCUGAAAAUGCUUUUGAAAAAGACUGUGAAAUGGGGUCCGAUUUCUUUGGAGUAGUACAGUAAUACCAAACCCAAAGAAAAAACCAUCUUGUCGACUCCCAUCAAUGAUGGAGAGAUGACUGCAAACACCUCCUUAUAUAAAUUCAAAAUCAUUGACUGCAUAUCGACUAAUUCCUUGGUCUUGUUCAACACAUCCAAGAAUAUCCUGGUGAAAGUAUCAAGUGUAAACCUGUAUAAGGGAUUAAACUUAAUCAUUUCCUUCAAAAGCUCAAAAAUCAGGGAUGAAUGGGAUGCAACGUCGAAAAACUUGCUCCUUGAUCUAUCGAUAGCUUCCAAAACAACCUUAGACUCUUGUAUCUGGUCAUCAAUAGUAUUUGCUUCUCCUUUUAACAUCUCCAAAUAUUCAAUCAC